Chanos chanos (milkfish) is the source of this 1635-nucleotide messenger RNA. RefSeq names its product potassium voltage-gated channel, shaker-related subfamily, member 7 (gene kcna7). The coding region runs from base 1 to 1635 and encodes 544 amino acids. The record is from RefSeq and is a predicted model, not a curated record. Gene Ontology annotation, cellular component: voltage-gated potassium channel complex; membrane. The transcript is spliced from 2 exons. Gene Ontology annotation, biological process: action potential; protein homooligomerization; potassium ion transmembrane transport. NCBI's taxonomy places the organism in Eukaryota, Metazoa, Chordata, Actinopteri, Gonorynchiformes, Chanidae. Gene Ontology annotation, molecular function: protein binding; delayed rectifier potassium channel activity.
AUGGAUGAUCAGGAUAAAGGAGGGAGUGGAGAUGGAGGGAUAAGCAACAAAAAACAAAAAGAGAUGGACCCUGGUGAAAGCAACAAGCGCAGCAAAGAGCAGCGCAACCAGGCAGAGAAAGGAGAGAAAGAGAGGGAGAGCAGGGAGAAGGAGAAGGGCGAGGGCAAACGGGAGAGCCGGCGUUCAGGGUCGCUGUGGCGUGGCGGCUGGGCGCUAAGCGAGCGUCUGGCUAUUAACGUAUCAGGCAUGCGUUAUGAAACACAGCUACGCACUCUAGCCCAGUUUCCCGACUCACUGCUGGGCGAUCCACGACGACGCCUACGCUACUUUGACCCACUCCGCAAUGAGCUCUUCCUGGACCGGAACCGAAUUUGCUUUGAUGCUAUCCUCUACUUCUACCAGUCUGGAGGCCGACUGCGGCGGCCUGCCAAUGUACCGCUGGACGUCUUCAUGGACGAGCUGCGUUUCUACGAGCUGGGUGAGGACAUCAUGAAUCGCUUUAAGGAGGAUGAGGGGUUCCCCAAAGAGGAGCCACGGCCGCUGCCUGACAAUGAACUACAGCGCAAAUUGUGGAUGCUGUUUGAGCACCCAGAAUCAUCCAGUGGAGCCCGUAUCAUUGCCAUUAUCAGUGUGAUGGUGAUUGUUGUGUCCAUCCUCAUCUUCUGCCUGGAAACGCUGCCUGAAUUCAGGAACGAGAAAGAGCAAAGAGAGCAAUACACGUACCAGCCCCACCCUCACGUCCCCAACGCCACCAUCCUAGUCCCUCCACUCUCCUCCCCCUUCCAUGAUCCUUUCUUCCUGGUUGAGACUAUGUGUAUCUGCUGGUUCUCCUUUGAGUUGCUCAUGCGCUUUGCCUGCUCUCCCAGCAAAAUGCACUUCUUUAAGGACGUCAUGAACAUCAUUGACUUCUUUGCCAUCAUUCCCUACUUUGUUACUCUCGGCACAGAGUUGGCAAAGUCCAAGGGGGCCACGCCAACCAUGUCCCUGGCCAUCAUCCGCGUCAUCCGCCUGGUGCGUGUCUUCCGUAUCUUCAAACUCUCUCGCCACUCCAAAGGCCUUCAGAUCCUGGGACAGACGCUCAAGGCCAGUCUACGAGAACUAGCCCUUCUUAUUUUCUUCCUCUUCAUAGGUGUCAUUCUCUUCUCCAGUGCCGUGUACUUUGCUGAGGUGGACAAUCAGGAAACAACCUUCACUAGCAUCCCUGAAGCCUUCUGGUGGGCGGUUGUAUCCAUGACUACAGUUGGCUAUGGCGACAUGUACCCAGUAACAGUGGGUGGGAAGCUGGUGGGCUCUAUGUGUGCUAUUGCUGGCGUUCUCACUAUCUCGCUGCCCGUGCCUGUCAUUGUGUCCAACUUCAGCUACUUCUACCACCGAGAGAUGGAAUGUGAGGACAGCCAGGAGUACACACAUGUCAACACCUCCCUCUGGGAAGAGGAGGAUGGGGAAGGGGAAGAGGAACCAGAGGAAGGUCUGGAGGACCAGAGCAACUACCUGCCCCUGGAUGGAGGAGUGGGCUACCAGGGCAUCUGUGCUCCGCUGAAUGGGGCACUGCUGGCAGGGCUGUGCACAGGGCAGACAGGAGAAGUGAGAAGUGGAAACGUAUAUCUCAGAGAACCACUGGUCACUCAGGUCUGA